AUGAAUCGCUCGCUCCUCCGUAGUGUGGCACGCUCUGUUCAGGCAGCUCGUCCUAUCGCCAGCCGGAGGUAUGCAUCAUCCUCUGUCGCCUUCAAUUGGGAGGAUCCCCUUGCUGCAACAGAGCUAUUCACCGAAGAGGAGCUAGCAAUUCAAGAUACAGCUCGGCAAUAUUGUCAAAAGAAAUUGAUGCCACGAGUUCUUGUCCAUUCUAACAUAACGCUUCUCUCUCCUUUGGUAGAGGCCUAUCGAAACGAAGACUAUGAUCGCCGAAUACUCGAGGAGAUGGGUGAACUUGGCCUUUUAGGCGCUUCGAUUGAAGGUUAUGGCUGUGCUGGUGUCAGCACUGUGGCUUCCGGUCUGAUCACCAAAGAGGUGGAACGGGUUGACAGCGGAUACAGGUCGGGCAUGUCGGUCCAGAGCUCCUUGGCGAUGACAGGUAUCUAUGAGUUUGGUACGGAGGAGCAAAAAGAGCGAUUCCUUCCAGGAUUGGCACAAGGAAAAGUGGCUGGCUGUUUUGGCUUGACAGAACCUAAUCAUGGUUCUGAUCCUGGGUCGAUGGAGACCGUUGCACGCGAGCAUCCCACUCAAAAGGGGGUCUACCUUUUAACUGGUAGUAAAACAUGGAUUACCAACUCACCCAUUGCGGAUUUGGCGCUCGUGUGGGCAAAGCUUGAAUCAACUGGUAAAAUUCGGGGGUUCGUGGUUGAAAGAUCUAGGUGCCCACCUGGUACUUUUGAAACGCCAGCAAUAAAGAACAAGAGUGCACUUCGAGCGUCAAUUACUGGUAUGAUCCAGAUGGAUGAUUGUCCAGUUGCCGUGGAAAAUAUGUUUCCCGAUGUGGAGGGUCUGACAGGUCCGUUUACCUGUCUGAACAGCGCACGUUUGGGUAUUGCUUUCGGUAGCAUGGGUGCGCUGGAAGAUUGUAUUUCUCGUGCACGGGAGUACAGUCUUGAGCGCAAACAGUUCAAGGGCAAUCCAUUAGCCAAAUACCAGCUUAUUCAGAAGAAGUUGGCAGAUGCUGUGACGGAUGCGGCAUAUGGAACACUGGCCGCGGUGCAGGUUGCUCGUCUUAAGGAUGCUGGGAAGGCUACCCCGGAGAUGAUCUCGAUGAUUAAACGACAGAAUUGCGAUCGAGCUUUGCAAAAUUCUCGAAUCCUACAAGAGAUAUUUGGUGGGAAUGCAGCCAGUGAUGAGUAUCAUAUUGGGCGUCAUGUGGCCAACUUGUUUGUGGUUCAAACCUAUGAAGGACAGAGCGAUAUUCAUGCCCUGAUUCUUGGACGGGCGAUUACAGGAAAGCAAGCCUUUGUAUAA
This is a messenger RNA of Penicillium malachiteum, 1311 nucleotides long. Its product is annotated as acyl-CoA dehydrogenase. Gene Ontology annotation, biological process: fatty-acyl-CoA biosynthetic process; fatty acid beta-oxidation using acyl-CoA dehydrogenase. Gene Ontology annotation, cellular component: mitochondrial inner membrane. The record is from RefSeq and is a predicted model, not a curated record. Lineage: Eukaryota; Fungi; Ascomycota; Eurotiomycetes; Eurotiales; Aspergillaceae. Gene Ontology annotation, molecular function: glutaryl-CoA dehydrogenase activity; flavin adenine dinucleotide binding; fatty-acyl-CoA binding. The transcript is spliced from 4 exons. Bases 1 to 1311 code for a protein of 436 amino acids.